UUCGUAGCGACUCACGCCGAAUUUUGUAUUUUACAGCUGCUCGUUCGAAUAAGUCCUUGUCAAGAGGUAUAGGAAUAGCAAUACAGCGACAGGAAUCCAUCAACAUGAGUAGUGAAGAUGGGGAUGAGGGGCGGGAAGUAAACGUUUCCGAAUGGAUUGCCAACGCCAUCGCCGACACGGGUUGUCGGGUAGUGUACGGCGGGCACGGUGGGGCGCUGGUACCGUUGGUCAAUGCGGUGAGCGCACAUCCAGCCCUGCGCUGGGUCUACGCCCGCAACGAACACGACGCCGCGACCAUGGCGGCAGCUCACGCCAAGUAUACGGGCGGGCUGGGUUGCGUCAUUGCCACGUCGGGUCCGGGCGCAACCAAUCUCACCACCGGUCUCUUGGAAGCCGCGUGGGACAAGGUCCCCCUUCUCGCCGUUACCGGGAUGAAACCCACUUCCGUGAUUGGCUACUCCGAGUUCCAGGACGUCAAUCAGUCGCGUUUGUUUGCAGGUGCCGGCAUUGAAUGGUCCAAGGACGCGACGUCGGCCGAUUCCGCCAUUCCCCUGUUGCGGGACGCCGUCGCCACGGCCUUGUCCCGUCGGACCUGUGUGCACCUGGCCAUUCCCGUUGACAUUCAGGCCGCCGCGUCGCCUUUAAAGCUGAAACACUUUUGUGCCUCCCACGCGAACGUGGGAUUGCGGCCGCCCCGGGUGGAUGCCGAGUACGUCCAUCAGGCCGCCGCAACCCUCGUGGGUGUACCGGAAGAGCGCAAACCCCGUAACGUCAUUGCGGUAGGCCUCCGGGCGCGUUGUCACGGGAUCGGUGGAGAUGUCCAUCCCGAUAUUUCGAAAGCGAUUCUGGAAUUGGCCGAAGCUUUGAACGCUCCCGUCUUGACCCGGCUGCACGCCAAAGGUAUCGUCGACGAAUCGCAUCCGCUUUCGUUCGGAGUCAUUGGAGUGCACGGUAAACCUGGAUUGGAGAAAGCGGCCGCUUUGAUCAGUACUUCCGAUCGCAUUCUCAGUAUCGGCGUAGAAGACGAAACUUUGUUGCUCUGUAACGCUGCCGGCUUGCAAAUUCGCAAGUUGAUUGAAAUCCAGCCCGAUGCCAUGGCGGUCGGGACCCGUUACAAUGCGGAACACACCAUUUUGGGAGAUAUUUACGAGAUUUGCACGCAGUUGACCGAACGAGUAGAAACCUUGUCGGUCAAGGUUGAGAAGAAGCGCAAUCUCGUGGCGCACCAGAGGGAUCCCAACAAUGGUCUCCACAAUCAUCGUCGAGAGAACACGUUGGAAGAAUUCGGCUACGCAGCUUUUGGCAAUCCCGACGCGGUCAUGGACGAAAAUGAGGAAUUGACAUUGCCCGCACUCAAAGAAACGGGUCCGGACGAAAUGAGACGGCGUACCGAUCGGCUUUGGCAAGCUAUGCAUGCGGCUAACUGGAAAGAGUUGGCCAAGCUGAGCGACGGCCCCAUUCAGUUCGAAUGCGAUAGUGCGCCAGACUCGGACGGCUACUGCCAUCCCGCCUCUGUCCUGCAGGCCUUAUCCGACGCACGGAUGGAUUGCAACGGCACGGACAAGGUGUCUCGCGAGGCCGUUAUUGCGGUAGAUGUGGGGGACGUUACGUUGUGGGCAUCCUUAUGCUUACGACUCACCGCGGGUUCCCGGACGUUGUAUUCGGAACACUUGGGAACCAUGGGGUACGCCUUGAAUGCGGCCAUUGCCGGUAUUCUAGCAAGAGACGGUCCGGCGGGAGCCGUUGUUCUGUCCGGGGAUGCCGGUUUCCAAAUGACGCUGGUCGAGCUAGCGACGUUCCAACAAAUGAAACGAGACGGUGAUAAACUGCUGUGUGUCGUCUUUGACAAUCAAGUGAUGGGUCGGGUAGCUUUUGGGUUUGAAAAUGCGGCUGGUUGCGACGUCGGUGGCCCAGACUACGUAGCCUUGGCAAAAGCUUAUGGUGGGGACGGGGUGUUACUGGACGAUAGCCGCAAGGCACCUCAGGUUGUCAGGGAUGCUUUGAUCAAGGAAGGGCUUUACAUUGUUCACGUGAAGGUGGACCCACAUGUAAAAGCAGACAUGGCCUCAUUCAAAGACAAUUCUCUCAAAGUUAUGAAUAGUGGUUGAGUUUGAAUGAGAGCUGAAUUUCGUAUAUCUGUUAAGAGAUGCGUGGGGGUAAAAGGAGUCAUACUCCGAACUAGAUACCCUAACUGUAAGUAGUUUGCGAGUCAAACAGACG
Molecule: messenger RNA, 2220 nt
Organism: Phaeodactylum tricornutum CCAP 1055/1
Lineage: Eukaryota; Bacillariophyta; Bacillariophyceae; Surirellales; Neidiaceae
Product: carboxylyase
Exons: 3
Coding region: 105-2108 (667 amino acids)
Biological process (GO): L-valine biosynthetic process
Cellular component (GO): mitochondrion; acetolactate synthase complex
Molecular function (GO): magnesium ion binding; acetolactate synthase activity; thiamine pyrophosphate binding
Source: RefSeq, a predicted model, not a curated record